Molecule: messenger RNA, 834 nt
Organism: Striga hermonthica
Lineage: Eukaryota; Viridiplantae; Streptophyta; Magnoliopsida; Lamiales; Orobanchaceae
Source: the annotation of a GenBank genome assembly
CUACUGAUCUCAGCCUUUCUAUCGGUGGUCGUAUCCUGUCUACCGACACUUAUGUUCUCGAGAUGAGGGACUUUGACCUCAUUCUCGGUAUGGAUUGGCUAACACAUUUUCAUGCAGAUAUUCGAUGCCACGACCGGGAGAUUACUCUUUAUCUUAUGGGAGAUGAUCAUAUUACUUUCUUGGGCACCAAGACUCAUUCUUUACCUCAUGUUAUUUCCAUGGCGAAAGCCAAAAAGAUGUUACGACGAGGUGUUUGUCAGGGUUAUCUGUUGAGCCUUGUCAGCGAUGAACCAAAAGCACGGACACCUCACAACGUUCCUAUUGUUCGUGAGUUUGUGGAUAUGUUUCCGGACCAACUCCUAGGAGGACCAUUUAACCGGCAGGUGUUCUCUAUUGAUCUCAUUCCAGGAGCCGGCCCAGUUUGCAAAGCCCCUUACCGAAUGGCGCCGAAAGAAUUGCAGGAAUUAAAGACCCAAAUCCAGGAGUUAUUGGAACUUGGUUUUAUCCGACCGAGUGUCUCACCAUGGGGAGCACCCGUUCUUUUCGUUAAGAAGAAGGACGGUUCUAUGCGCAUGUGUACUGAUUACCGGGAUCUCAACCGGUUGACUAUCAAGAAUAAAUAUUCGCUUCCCAGAAUCGAUGACUUGUUCGACCAGCUGAGGGGAGCCUGUGUGUUCUCCAAGAUUGAUUUACGAUCAGUUUACCAUCAGCUGAAGAUCAAGGAGUCAGACAUUGCAAAGACCGCUUUUCAUACCCGAUACGGUCAUUAUGAGUUCGUAGUCAUGCCAUUUGGCCUCAGCAAUGCUCCAGCGGUAUUCAUGGACCUGAUGAACC